Molecule: messenger RNA, 1087 nt
Organism: Larimichthys crocea (large yellow croaker)
Lineage: Eukaryota; Metazoa; Chordata; Actinopteri; Sciaenidae
Product: homeobox protein Hox-A3-like
Exons: 2
Coding region: 145-1044 (299 amino acids)
Biological process (GO): regulation of transcription by RNA polymerase II; embryonic skeletal system morphogenesis; anterior/posterior pattern specification
Cellular component (GO): nucleus
Molecular function (GO): RNA polymerase II cis-regulatory region sequence-specific DNA binding; DNA-binding transcription factor activity, RNA polymerase II-specific
Source: RefSeq, a predicted model, not a curated record
CAUGGUUACUCCAAGUGCUCUUCCCUGCAUGCCUUUAUACAUUCAGGUUAAUUGUGAUCGGAUAUUAGACAGACAGAAGUCCUAGUCUUUACUACUGUUGAGGGAUUCCUGGUUUUAUUUGAGACAGUUUGAUGAGCUGGGUCCAUGGACCCCCAACAGUCUGCCCUCCCACUGCAGCUGCAUGGCAACAGUUUUGCUAUGAGCUCUGGACAAGUGCCAAAACUAAACGCGGGAUACAAUGAAGGAGGAGGAGGAGCAGGAGGAGGAAGAGGAAGAAGAGGCCAAGAAGCAGAACUUAAUCAGCAAAACGUGACCUCCUCUCUUCAUGUCAGUUCCAGGUUGAACCCAGGUGAACAGUUUCAGUGCCCACUGGAGCCCCUGGUUCACUGCCAUGCCAAGGGCAAGCUGGACAUCAAGAGCAGGAGCUGCAGUCUACUCACCAUCUGCCGCUCAGGAGUAAUGUUUCCCUGGAUGCAUCCACGGACAACUAACUCUGAACAAUCUGUCAGCGGCGGGAUGUCAGGCAGAGGAAGGCUCGGCGUCAGGAGGGAGAGAACGGCCUUCACCAACAGCCAGCUGCUGGAACUGGAGAAAGAGUUCCACUUCAACCCUUAUCUCUGUCGUCCCCGGAGGCUGGAGAUGGCCGCCGGGCUGCAGCUCACUGAUCGCCAGGUCAAGAUCUGGUUUCAGAACCGCCGGAUGAGGUAUAAGAAGGAGCACAAGUAUGGAAAGGUGGCAUUGGCAGGUUCUUCCCAGUGGUCUCCCUGCGACCCGUCCCUGAGCUCAAGCUCAUGUGAGGACCUCCUGAGGUUUCCAGGUGCAUGUGUUGUUAGAACUUCUUCCUCAGAGCUGCACUUCAUGGAUUAUGCUCCUAUGUCCUCCACCGUCUUUGGCUCUCACAGUGACGCCAGCAGUGGUCAGUGUAUUCACCCUGCAGACCUGCCCCAUCUCAGCAGUAUACUUCCAUCUGUUGCAAAUGGUCCACCGCCCUCCUGUACAGGCGUAGAUAGUCAUCACCAUGCUGGCAUUUCAAACUGGCCCUAGGGCCCCAUAAUGGCCAUCCCUCCUGUGCUCAUCAAAAUCUCAA